Molecule: messenger RNA, 888 nt
Organism: Polychytrium aggregatum
Lineage: Eukaryota; Fungi; Chytridiomycota; Chytridiomycetes; Polychytriales
Product: ribosomal protein S16 domain-containing protein
Exons: 2
Coding region: 118-663 (181 amino acids)
Biological process (GO): mitochondrial translation
Cellular component (GO): ribosome; mitochondrial small ribosomal subunit
Molecular function (GO): structural constituent of ribosome
Source: RefSeq, a predicted model, not a curated record
CCCAGGUUCUCGCUGCUCCCAGAACGAUCGCACUCACCAAGCGCCGCAAGUCCGCACAUCACACUGCACAUCACACUGCACACUGCACACUGCACACAGCGGCUCCGGAGCUCAGCGAUGGUUGUUCGAAUUCGACUUUCCCGAUGGGGCGCACGCAAGAACCCAUUCUACGGCAUUGUGAUUGCCAACCACCGAGCGGCACGAGACGGCAAGACAAUUGAGCGGGUGGGCAACUACAAUCCCGUCCCCGAUGCUCAGGGAAUCAAGAAUCUGGAGCUGAAUGCGGAUCGUAUCAAAUACUGGCUCGGCGUCGGGGCACAGCCAUCAGAUAAAGUGUCGUGGCUGCUAGCCAAGGCCAAUCUGAUGCCGCCACAACCACAUCAGCUGGCGCACCAGGGAUUAUUCUCGCUCAAUGAUCCCAAGACUUGGGAUGUACGAAUAAGGGACGAGAACGGCACCGUCCUGGCUGAUCUGAGCUCUGACACGGCCCGCGCUCGAUACGACCGCCAUCCCGAUUUCCAGAACCUGCCUGGGGACCUGCCCACGCCUGUCUUCAGCCGGGUGACUUACGAGAACAUCAAGCUGGACGGUGUGCCCCCAACUGCCCCACUCACCCCUGCGGAGGCUCUGAAGGUCCUCAAGGAAGUUGCUGGCCUCCGAUAGAGACUGGUCGGCGACGGUGUAAUUGCUUGGACGCCCGGGCGGUGGUACUGUUUUCAUCAAGCAGGAGAGCAAGCCUGUUGACGUAAGGAGCAGCCACCCACUGCCAACGCAGGGUGCGCUCCGCCGUGAUCGCUCAUCGCUCAUGGCUGUGCCGAUCAUUCAUGAAUACAUUAUAACACAGUGCGAGCCAGCUCUGCAGGCCGGUCAGUGACAAGUUCAUAUCGA